Aureococcus anophagefferens is the source of this 564-nucleotide messenger RNA. RefSeq names its product putative N-acetyltransferase activity (gene NAT3). Gene Ontology annotation, molecular function: protein-N-terminal amino-acid acetyltransferase activity. Gene Ontology annotation, biological process: N-terminal protein amino acid acetylation. Gene Ontology annotation, cellular component: NatA complex. The transcript has a single exon. The coding region runs from base 1 to 564 and encodes 187 amino acids. The record is from RefSeq and is a predicted model, not a curated record. Lineage: Eukaryota; Pelagophyceae; Pelagomonadales; Pelagomonadaceae.
AUGUGCAUCCGGCGCGCGCGCGCGGACGACAUCCCGCAGAUCCAGGUCUGCAACCGGGCGUCGCUGCCGGAGAACUACAACGACAGCUUCUACGCGCGCCACCUCGCCGACUGGGGCCACCUCGCCUUCGUCGCGGACGCCGACCGGGAAGUCGUCGGCUACGUGCUCGGGAGAGUGAACGAGCGGCACACGGAGACGCCCGCGGGGCCGGGCUCGACGCGGCCCACGGAGGGCCACAUCACGUCGCUGGCCGUGAGCGACCGCUUCCGGCGGCGCGGCGUCGCGAAGCAGCUCAUGGUCGCGGUGCACGACGAGAUGGAGAAAUUGGUGCAGACGUCGAAGUUGCACGUGCGGUGCAGCAACGCGGGCGCGCUCCAGCUCUACGCGUCGCUGGGCUACGCCGUCGUCGACGUCGUCCAGGGCUACUACCACGACGGCGAGGCCGCCUACCUCAUGGCCGCGGACCUCGAGGCCGCGCGCGAGAACGCCGCGCGCGCGCCCGCGCGCGCGGACCUCGCGGACGAGUCCAGGGGCGCCGUCGCCGUCGGCGCCCUCGCCCUCUGA